Hevea brasiliensis (rubber tree) is the source of this 1491-nucleotide messenger RNA. Its product is annotated as fructose-bisphosphate aldolase 1, chloroplastic. NCBI's taxonomy places the organism in Eukaryota, Viridiplantae, Streptophyta, Magnoliopsida, Malpighiales, Euphorbiaceae. The coding region runs from base 150 to 1340 and encodes 396 amino acids. Gene Ontology annotation, biological process: fructose 1,6-bisphosphate metabolic process; glycolytic process. The record is from RefSeq and is a predicted model, not a curated record. Gene Ontology annotation, cellular component: cytosol. Gene Ontology annotation, molecular function: fructose-bisphosphate aldolase activity. The transcript is spliced from 6 exons.
GACUAGAGUCUACAGAUGCAUGCGUAUAUGUGGUAGAGAGGCACUAACUUAGAGAGGAGAUAAGAUUAUAGACUAUUUGUAAGGCUAAGGCUUAUAUACUCAUUAGCGGUUAGCCUCUCAAGCAAAAGCGAAAAAAGAAAGGAAAAAACAUGGCCUCUGCAUCACUUCUCAAGUCAUCACCAGUCCUUGACAGGUCUGAGUUCGUGAAGGGUCAGUCCCUCCGCCAACCUUCUGCCUCCAUCAUCCGGUGCCACCCCGCCUCCUCCUCAGCCCUCACCAUUCUUGCUGGCUCCUAUGCUGAUGAGCUUGUCAAGACUGCGAAAACUGUUGCAUCACCUGGACGUGGAAUUUUGGCCAUGGAUGAGUCCAAUGCUACAUGUGGGAAACGUCUUGCAUCAAUUGGGCUAGAAAACACUGAGGCUAACCGCCAGGCAUACCGUACCCUUCUUGUGACAGCUCCUGGCCUUGGCCAAUACAUUUCUGGUGCCAUCCUAUUUGAGGAGACUCUCUACCAAUCCACCACUGAUGGCAAGAAGAUGGUGGAUGUUCUUAUCGAGCAAAACAUUGUCCCUGGUAUCAAAGUCGACAAGGGUUUGGUGCCUCUACCUGGAUCCAACAAUGAAUCAUGGUGCCAAGGUCUUGAUGGUCUUGCCUCCCGCACAGCUGCUUACUACCAGCAGGGUGCUCGUUUCGCUAAAUGGCGUACUGUUGUGAGCAUUCCCAACGGCCCAUCUGCUCUGGCAGUGAAGGAAGCUGCAUGGGGUCUUGCUCGCUAUGCUGCUAUUUCUCAGGACAAUGGAUUGGUCCCAAUUGUUGAGCCAGAAAUCUUGCUUGAUGGUGAGCAUGGCAUUGACAGGACUUUUGAAGUAGCACUCAAGGUGUGGGCUGAGGUUUUCUACUACUUGGCAGAGAACAAUGCCCUGUUUGAGGGCAUUCUUCUCAAGCCUAGCAUGGUCACUCCUGGAGCUGAAUGCAAGGACAAGGCCACCCCUCAGCAGGUUUCAGACUACACCCUGAAGCUCCUCAAGAGGAGAAUCCCCCCAGCAAUUCCAGGAAUCAUGUUUUUGUCUGGUGGGCAAUCUGAGGUUGAAGCAACCCUGAACCUGAACGCCAUGAACCAAGGUCCAAACCCAUGGCAUGUGUCCUUCUCAUAUGCAAGGGCUCUCCAGAACACUUGCCUCAAGACCUGGGCUGGCAGACCUGAGAAUGUGAAGGCUGCUCAGGAGGUACUUCUUGUCCGCGCCAAGGCCAACUCUCUUGCUCAGCUUGGCAAGUACACAGGUGAGGGAGAAUCAGAAGAAGCCAAGAAAGGAAUGUUUGUCAAGGGCUACGUGUACUAAGCUAUAGAAUGAAGGUGGAGGAGAAGAGAAAUCAAAUCCAAGAUUAAAUUUCUCAUGAUUGUGUGUUAAAUGCUUUAUAGCCUGAAUACUAUUUUUUUUCUUUUUUACAUGUACUUUUAGCCACUUAAUAAUCCUCUUGCUGAUGAGAUUA